This is a messenger RNA of Caenorhabditis briggsae, 846 nucleotides long. The record is from RefSeq and is a predicted model, not a curated record. NCBI's taxonomy places the organism in Eukaryota, Metazoa, Nematoda, Chromadorea, Rhabditida, Rhabditidae. The transcript has 6 exons. Gene Ontology annotation, molecular function: protein dimerization activity. Bases 1 to 846 code for a protein of 281 amino acids.
AUGGAAAAGCCGCAAGAGAUUCAGCUGGCGACCGCUACGCAGACACGCGACGCCUCCAAACUUGACUCGGUGCCAAAUUUCAAAUCUAGGUUCUCUUUUGUGAAAGUAGAGAAAUUCUUCUGGAAAUUCGUUCAAAGUCGAAGAAAAAAGGUCAGCAAAUCCUUGUCUUUGCGGCCAAGUCAAGGUAACGAUCUAAAAUCAGUAUUUGAAACAAUCGAAGAAAGCGAUGACACUUCAAGUACCCAUAUUUCUACGAAAAUUUGGGAUCGGAAGAGCCAGCCGACGUUGGAGAGUGUGGAUUGCCCAAAAAUUCAAAAACUCAUCAAUCGCGAGAAGACUGCUGGUACAGAUAUGCUCGAGCGCUUCACAUCAGAAAAGGAUCGGCGAACGAACUUCAAAUCAAAAGAAGCGCGUUGGAGGGAAUCAGAACAUGACGACGGUGGAGAUCAGAAGAUGAUACUUCAGGACAGUUUCCUGUUUUCCUUGGAUUCUGACCCAGUUACUUUUUGGAGACCUCACAGAGAUAGAUUCCCGCUUCUUCGAAGAAUCGCUCUGCAUUUCCUCUCGCCCACGCAGUCUAGUGCAAUUGUGGAAAGAUUGUUUAGUGUCUGCGGCUCCAUCGUUAACAAUAGCCGAAGAAACAGGAUGAAACCGAAGACUCUUAACCAGCAACUUCUUUGUGCGGCAUUGGCCACUUUGGAAUCUACGAAGAAAAAUACGUCGACGACUGAAGAGUACGAAUGUGACGACGAGAAUGAUGACUCAGAAGGCGAAGAAUAUUACGAAUCCAGAGAGCAUAACGAUGAUACUUUUGGAAACGAUUUGGCCCAAAUAAUGAAACAUUAA